AUGACCGUCACUCCACCCGCCCCCGCCGCAACUGCUGCGCCCGUUGCGGUUCCCCACGUCACUGAGGCCACCGAUGCCGCGCCCGCUGCCGAGGCUUCCCUCCCGCCUACUGUCGUUCCCAAGCAUGCCAAACUUGGUGGCUACGACCUGUACCGCUCAAUUGGUUCCCCCAAGUACGUCGUCGCGCCCAUGGUGGACGCGAGCGAGCUUCCGUGGCGCCUCCUGUCCAAGGCCCCCCUCGACCCCGAGCUCGCCGGGGAGCCCGAGACGAUCACCGGCAGCACUGGUCGCACGUUUAAGCGUUACAAGGGUGGAGCGCAUCUCUCGUAUACGCCUAUGAUCCACGCGCGUGUUUUCAGCGAGUCGCGCGCUGCCUCGAGGGGUGGCGACCCCCAGUUCAACCUCACGUUCGGCGAGGAGGGCAGUGAGCAGACGCUGGCGGGUAUCGAGGGUGGUGACAGGCCACUGUUUGUGCAAUUCUGUGCAAACGACCCCGACGUCCUCCUCGCUGCCGCCAAGAAGGUCGAGGACCGCUGCGAUGCGGUCGACAUCAACUUCGGUUGCCCGCAGGGUAUCGCUCGCAAGGGCCACUACGGAUCGUUCCUCCAGGACGAGUGGGACCUGGUUGCCAAGCUCAUCUCGACGCUGCACGAGAACUUGAAGUGCCCUGUGACCGCCAAGUUCCGCAUCUUCCCCGAAGUGGAGAAGACUAUUCGCUAUGCCAAGAUGAUGGAGGCUGCCGGUGCCCAGAUCCUCACCUGCCACGGCCGUACGCGCGACAUGAAGGGCCAGUUUACCGGUCUCGCCGACUGGGAACAGAUCAAGGCCGUCAAGGCUGCUGUCAACGUGCCUGUCUUCGCCAACGGCAACAUUCUCUACCGCGAGGACGUUGACCGCUGUCUCGAGUUGACCGGCGUUGACGGUGUCAUGACUGCCGAGGGCAACCUUUCCAACCCCGCGUUGUUCAUGGAUGCCGACAGCCCUCACGCUUUUACAUCGUCAAUUGCCCUUGCCAACCGCUACCUUGACAUUGUCGAUUCCCUCGAGUCGCCCACGUCGCCCAGUGCCAUCAAGUCGCACAUGUUCCGUGUCCUCCGCCCCAUUCUGGACAAGCACGACGAGCUUCGGGUCCUCAUCGGCAAGGUCGGUCUUGGCGAGCAGACGAAGCGUAUUGCCCAUUACCGCGAGUGUGUCAAGACCAUUGCCAGCUACGUCCCCGACGCCGGCACCACCGUGGCCGCACCUCCCAUUGACCCCGCCACUGGCUACCGCGAGCUCCCCAUCUGGAUUGCGCAGCCGUACAUCCGUCCCACGCCCGUGUCGUCCGAAGUCGGCGGUGUGGCCGAGUUUGAGGGCGGCGUGGCUGCUACGGACGGCGACGCUAGCGCUGGCCCUUCCCGCGCCAUGUCUCCGGCCCCGAACGCAAAGCUCCUGUCCAGCCAAGCAGCCCGUAUGGCGAUCACCAACUGCGCUGGUCCCGAGUGCAAGGAUGCCGCUGCGUCGCGCUGCUCGUCGCGCGCGUGCCUCGUGCACUGCCGCCAGAUCCGUGCCAUUGAGGGCGGCAUGGACCCCAUCGAGGCGGCCGCUCAGGCCCUGGCUGGCGGUCUCGUCGGCGUCGGCUGCGAGGCCCACGAGUCCAAGGCGGCCGAGAGGAGCAAGCGCCGUAAAGAAAAGUAUGCGUCACGCGAGGAGGCGCGCAAGGACAAGAGGAGGAAGUACCGCCAGCGCAGCAGGAGUCGCGAGAGGGAGCGUAAGGAGGCAGAGCAAGCGGAGGGAACGGCUGCGACCGAGGAGGUGCCUCACGUCGCCGCCGAGACGAACCCCGUCGAGGCCCAGGCGGCGACCGCCUAG
Apiotrichum porosum is the source of this 1851-nucleotide messenger RNA. RefSeq lists its product as uncharacterized. Gene Ontology annotation, biological process: tRNA processing. NCBI's taxonomy places the organism in Eukaryota, Fungi, Basidiomycota, Tremellomycetes, Trichosporonales, Trichosporonaceae. Gene Ontology annotation, molecular function: tRNA dihydrouridine synthase activity; flavin adenine dinucleotide binding. The record is from RefSeq and is a predicted model, not a curated record. Bases 1 to 1851 code for a protein of 616 amino acids. The transcript has 2 exons.